CCACCUUCGCUUCCUCUCUUUCACGACUUUUUUUAAAAACUCCUAACAAAAAUGGGAAAGGAAAAGGCCCACGUUAACGUUGUCGUUAUCGGCCACGUCGAUGCCGGUAAAUCCACCACCACCGGUCACUUGAUCUACAAGUGCGGUGGUAUCGACAAGCGUACCAUCGAAAAGUUCGAGAAGGAAGCUGAUGAACUCGGCAAGGGUUCCUUCAAGUAUGCCUGGGUCCUCGACAAACUCAAGGCUGAGCGUGAGCGUGGUAUCACCAUCGAUAUCGCCCUCUGGAAGUUCGAGACUCCCAAGUAUCUCGUCACUGUCAUCGAUGCCCCCGGUCACCGUGACUUCAUCAAAAACAUGAUCACUGGUACCUCCCAGGCUGAUUGUGCUAUCCUCGUUAUUGCCGGUGGUACUGGUGAAUUCGAGGCUGGUAUCUCCAAGGAUGGUCAGACCCGUGAACACGCCCUCCUUUCCUUCACCCUCGGUGUCCGUCAGCUCAUCGUCGCCGUCAACAAGAUGGACUCUACUAAGUGGAGCGAGGACCGAUUCAACGAAAUCGUCAAGGAAACCUCCAGCUUCAUUAAGAAGGUUGGUUACAACCCCAAGACUGUUGCCUUCGUCCCCAUCUCUGGCUGGCACGGUGACAACAUGAUUGUCGAGACCACCAACAUGCCCUGGUACAAGGGCUGGUCCCGUGAGACCAAGGCUGGUGUCGUCAAGGGUAAGACCUUGCUCGAUGCCAUCGAUGCUAUCGAACCCCCCGUCCGCCCCUCCGACAAGCCCCUCCGUCUUCCUCUCCAGGACGUCUACAAGAUUGGUGGUAUCGGUACUGUGCCCGUCGGUCGUGUCGAGACCGGUAUCAUCAAGGCCGGCAUGGUCGUCACCUUCGCUCCCUCCAACGUCACCACUGAAGUCAAGUCCGUCGAAAUGCACCACGAGCAACUCGCACAGGGUAACCCCGGUGACAACGUCGGCUUCAACGUCAAGAACGUCUCCGUCAAGGACAUUCGCCGUGGCAACGUCGCCUCUGACUCCAAGAACGACCCCGCCAAGGAGGCCGCCUCCUUCACCGCCCAGGUCAUCGUCCUCAACCACCCUGGUCAGAUCGGUGCUGGCUACGCUCCUGUCCUCGAUUGCCACACUGCCCACAUUGCUUGCAAGUUCGCCGAGCUCAAGGAGAAGAUCGAUCGCCGAACUGGCAAGUCUCUCGAAGACUCUCCCAAGUUUGUCAAGUCUGGUGAUGCCGCCAUCGUCAAGCUCGUCCCCAGCAAGCCCAUGUGCGUUGAGUCCUACAACGAGUAUCCUCCUCUCGGUCGUUUCGCUGUCCGUGACAUGAGGCAGACCGUUGCUGUCGGUAUCAUCAAGUCCGUUGAGAAGACCGAGAAGUCUGGUGGCAAGGUCACCAAGUCGGCUGAGAAGGCUGCCAAGAAGAAGUAAACUAGAUGUAGAAACACCCUUUUGUAUCACCACCUCGUUCUCGUUUUUACCUCGUUUUCUUCAUUUUCGGUUGCUCAUCUGCAUUGUGUCAUUACCAUCACGCCUGUAUUUUUGUAACGAUCACGAACAACGGCGAUUUCUUUUCGUCUCAUGGCCCGCCAUCGUUUAAAUUGUCAGUCCUCC
Molecule: messenger RNA, 1617 nt
Organism: Coprinopsis cinerea okayama7#130
Lineage: Eukaryota; Fungi; Basidiomycota; Agaricomycetes; Agaricales; Psathyrellaceae
Product: translation elongation factor 1 alpha
Exons: 9
Coding region: 52-1434 (460 amino acids)
Biological process (GO): translational elongation; translation
Molecular function (GO): GTP binding; translation elongation factor activity; GTPase activity
Source: RefSeq, a predicted model, not a curated record